Molecule: messenger RNA, 1376 nt
Organism: Neurospora crassa OR74A
Lineage: Eukaryota; Fungi; Ascomycota; Sordariomycetes; Sordariales; Sordariaceae
Exons: 2
Coding region: 376-921 (181 amino acids)
Source: RefSeq, a predicted model, not a curated record
AUCUUGACCGCAAGAGAGAUCGGACUGUUAUGAAAGCCGAUGGGCUGCUGUGUAGCAUCUUUCAACUUGGCAUCGUCUUUGAACCGGCAGCUCGAUUGCUUUCUGUCCUUGAAAGUCUCCGGUACCACAGUCUCGCCUUGCUGACCCCGCCCUGUAUCUUGACGAACAGGUGACAAAAGCCGAGUGCAACAUUGAUUCUUCCUCAAUCAACCCACAAUUUGAUCUGUUCACAUUGCCCGUUCCAUUCGAACUCUGGACCAUCGUCAGCAAUCAAUCAGCAAGAACUCAGACACUUUUCGUCGAGCGCAAUUUAACGACUUCUGCCGUCGACUUCCUCAGCGCUAGCCAUCUUCUCACCGAACACCACCUCCCACGAUGUCUUCCCAAUCGCUCAUUCCUCUCUCCCUCUCCAUCUCCCAACCUUCGCCCUCUCUCUCUCCGCCCACCGUCCUCCUCACCCUCGCCAACACCUCCCCCGAUGUCCCUGUCACCCUCCUCACCUGGUCAUCCCCUCUCGACUCCCUCGCCCUGCAACUCGGCCUCAUUCAAGUCUCAUCCCCUUCCAACCCUUCCAACAAGAUCGACAUUCCUCAGCUGAUGAUCAAGCGCGCCAUGCCUCCUCCCGAGGAUGCACUGGUCACCCUGGGUCCCGGAGAAAAGAAGAGUCGGGAGGUGGUGUUGAGGGAGCCGAUUGUCGAUGGAGAUAAACUCUUGGAGUUGGCGGAGGAGGGGAAGGUGGGGGUUAGGGUUGUAUGUGGAAAGGACAAGGAGGAGGAGCAGGACGGCGGGGUAGUGGUUUGGGUGGGGAAGAAGAGGGAGGAGGUUAGUCCUGAGGAGGUUGCAAUGCUGGGAAGGGGAAAGGAAGCUAAGAGGUGGAAGGUUGAGAGUGAGGUUUUUGGGAUGAAGGUUGAUGGGGCGUGAUGUGGUUUGUUUGGUGUUGCCUUUUUUUUAAAAAAAAAGAAAGAAGAAAAGGAAAAGAUGACAUGGAGGGGUGCGACCUAGUCUAGUCUAGGGUUGGGGUUUAGUGUGUCAGGAAGCAAUCAGACCUGGGGAUGCUGCGAAGAUUGAGGGGGUGACACUAUUCGAUGAGAUUGGCAGAACAAGGCGUGGAAAGCAGCAAGCUCACUGUCUGCCGUUUCUUGCAACAGACAGAAUUGACAGCGGGGAAGGGACUAUCUCUUCGUCAUCCCAAGACACAAACGGACAACAAACAGUUCCCAUGGAUCCUGGGGUUCGCCCGGGUUAGGGUUUACCUUGUACUAUACUACUCCCACGCCAUACCAAUGAGGCACACACAAAUGUUGAUGAACUACAAUGAAAGAAACGUGUAUACCCGAGACAGAACAGAAUUGUCUCGAGUGUUCAUCAUCCACACG